Molecule: messenger RNA, 1506 nt
Organism: Scheffersomyces amazonensis
Lineage: Eukaryota; Fungi; Ascomycota; Pichiomycetes; Serinales; Debaryomycetaceae
Gene: TRR1
Product: thioredoxin-disulfide reductase
Exons: 1
Coding region: 343-1407 (354 amino acids)
Biological process (GO): cell redox homeostasis; removal of superoxide radicals
Cellular component (GO): cytoplasm; cytosol
Molecular function (GO): thioredoxin-disulfide reductase (NADPH) activity
Source: RefSeq, a predicted model, not a curated record
UAUAAGUACUAAUAAUAAUAGUCACUAAUAAUAAUAAGCAUUAACUAAUAGUAAGCAAUAGUCAGCUAUAUGGUAGCGUUCUAGCACAUUCUAUUUCCCAAAUAGGCAAUGGGACCAUCAAUAAUUAUCAUUAAUAAUCUGUGGUCUAGUCUUAUUGAUUAGGUAAGGCACACGUGACCGUGCGCACGAGACCACAGCCAAUUAUUAAUAGCCGUUCAUCGGCCUAGACUCCCAUUUGUCAUUCUCCCUGCAUGGAAAAAGAAAUUCUCAACCGGUACGGCCAAAUUCGAAGACAUAUAAAUAAAGUGCAAUAUCUCUUUUGAUCUGGAGAAAUUACUAUUAAUGUUAAUUAAACUGUAUAAACAACAAUUAACAUUAUCUUUAUCACUAUCACGUGUAUCUCAUCGUACAAUUAGUUUUAAUACUUAUCUCACAAAAUCUCCUAAAAUGGUUCAUCACAGAGUUACUAUCAUUGGAUCUGGUCCGGCUGCUCAUACUGCUGCUAUCUAUUUAGCUAGAGCUGAAAUUAAACCAACUUUAUAUGAAGGUUUAUUAGCUAAUGGAAUUGCUGCUGGUGGUCAAUUAACUACUACUACUGAAAUUGAAAAUUUCCCUGGUUUCCCUCAAGGUAUUAAUGGUUCAACUUUAAUGGAACAAAUGAGAGAACAAUCUGUUAGAUUUGGUACUGAAAUUAUUACUGAAACUAUUUCUAAAGUUGAUUUUUCUAAAAGACCAUUCAAAUUAUGGACUGAAUGGAAUGAAGAUGCUGAACCAAUCACUACUGAUGCUGUUAUUAUUGCAACUGGUGCUUCAGCCAAAAGAAUGCAUAUUGAAGGUGAAGAAACUUACUGGCAACAAGGUAUCUCAGCUUGUGCUGUUUGUGAUGGUGCUGUUCCAAUUUUCAGAAACAAACCAUUAGCUGUUGUUGGUGGUGGUGAUUCUGCUUGUGAAGAAGCUUUAUUCUUGACUAAGUAUGGUUCUAAAGUUUAUCUUUUAGUAAGAAGAGAUCAAUUAAGAGCUUCUACUAUUAUGCAAAGAAGAGUUCAAAAUAACGAUAAAUUAGAAAUCUUAUGGAAUUCUGAAGCUAAGGAAGCUAAAGGUGAUGGUAAAUUAUUACAAUCCUUAUCUGUUUAUAAUAAUAAAACUAAAGAAACUAAAGAUUUACCAGUUAAUGGUUUAUUUUAUGCUAUCGGUCAUACUCCAGCUACUAAAGUUUUUGAAAAUCAAUUAAAGACUGAUGAAACUGGUUAUAUCAUCACUACUCCAGGUACUGCUGAAACUUCCAUUCCAGGUAUUUAUGCUGCUGGAGAUGUUCAAGAUAAGAAAUAUAGACAAGCUAUCACCUCUGCUGGUUCUGGUUGUAUGGCUGCUUUAGACUGUGAAAAAUUCUUAUCAGAACAAGAAUAAGUGUAACAGUUUGUUAUGCAGUCAUAGUCAUUAUAGAAUAAUUUAUUUCAGUUACGUAAUUUAUUUAUAGUCAUGUUUAAUAGAUGUAGAAGUUAAUAA